Messenger RNA from Capsicum annuum, 1454 nucleotides. Its product is annotated as delta(12)-fatty-acid desaturase FAD2. Gene Ontology annotation, molecular function: oxidoreductase activity. Gene Ontology annotation, biological process: lipid metabolic process. The transcript is spliced from 2 exons. NCBI's taxonomy places the organism in Eukaryota, Viridiplantae, Streptophyta, Magnoliopsida, Solanales, Solanaceae. The coding region runs from base 145 to 1299 and encodes 384 amino acids. The record is from RefSeq and is a predicted model, not a curated record.
CUUCUUUUGAAAAAAAAUAAUAUAAAAAAUUGCCCUCUCUUCACUCCAUUUUCUAUAAAUAGGAGAGAAAGUGGGAGAGAAAUACAUAUCCAACCUUAGGUAAGACUAUAAGGUGUUUUUGAAUUGUGAGAUUCAGUAUCAAGAAUGGGAGGUGGUGGGAAUAUGUCUACUCCAACAACUACAACUGAAGCAAAGAAAAAUCCUCUCAAAAGAAUCCCAAUUUCAAAGCCCCCUUUUACAAUUGGUGAUGUCAAGAAGGUUAUUCCUCCUCACUGCUUUCAACGAUCUCUCAUCCGCUCGUUUUACUAUGUUGCUCAUGAUCUCUCACUUGCUUCCGCCUUCUACUACAUAGCCUCGACUUACUUUCACCUCCUUCCAUCUCCCUAUCGUUACCUAGCAUGGGUUACUUACUGGAUUGUUCAGGGUUGUGUUUUUUCUGGAAUAUGGAUGAUUUGCCAUGAAUGUGGCCAUCAUGCCUUUAGUGAUUACACGUGGGUAGAUGACACUGUUGGUUUUAUCCUUCACUCUGCAAUUCUAAUGCCAUACUUCUCAUUUAAAUAUAGCCAUCGUCGUCACCACGCCAACACUAAUUCCAUUGAUCAUGAUGAAAUUUACGUGCCAAGGAUUAAAUCUGAAAUACCUUGGUUCAACAAAUACUCGAACAAUCCACUAGGACGAAUACUCCAACUUGUUACCAUGCUCACUCUCGGCAUGCCUUUGUACUUGAUCUUUAAUACCACGGGAAAGAAUUAUGGCCGCUUUGCAAGUCACUUUGAUCCAUAUGGACCUAUAUAUAAUGAUCGUGAGAGGUUAUGGAUCUACAUUUCAGAUGCAGGUGUGAUUGCAACUACUUAUGUGUUGUAUCGCAUUGCUCUGGCACAAGGCCUAGCUUGGGUUGUAUGUAUUUAUGGGAUGCCCCUCCUAGUUAUGAAUGGAUCCAUAAUAUUAGUGACUUUGUUGAGCCACACUCACCCUUCAGUUCCAUUUUACGAUUCAUCCGAGUGGGAUUGGUUAAGAGGAGCUCUAGCUACUGUAGAUAGAGACUAUGGUGUGCUAAACAAGGUCUUUCACAAUUUCGUAAAUACUCAUGUGGUGCAUCAUCUAUUCUCAACUAUACCACAUUACCACGCGGAGGAGGCAACCAAAGCUAUCAAGCCAUUACUAGGAGAAUACUACCAAUUUGAUGGUACUCCUUUUUAUAAAGCGUUCUGGAGGGAGACAAGGGACUGCCUUUACGUGGAGAAAGAUGAAGGAUCUGAUCACAAUAAUGGCGUUUUUUGGUAUAAAAACAAGCUCUAAAAGAAGAAUACAAUAAACUAGUUACUUGAAAUUGGGUAAAUGUUCAACCUAAAUCGUUGUAAGCAUUUUAUACUAAUGUUUGUUUACAACUUGUUUGGAUUGUAAUUUCCUAUAUAUUACUCCAUAUUGUAUCAUCUCAGAAGUUUCACAUUCCA